CUUGAAGGUGCAACUUUGAAAUGACUGUUCAAAAUGAAGCUAAAUAUUAGUGCGUGAUUUGCUGUACAAAGUAUGCUGUUUAUAGUUAUUAUGAGAAAAUUUUAUUGUAAGUUGCUUAAUUUUAAGUUAUUUAUUUAUGGUUGAAUAAAUUAUACUUGCACAUUUAAUAAUUAUCAAAGACUGAGGCUUAUCGAGAAAAUGACAGCGACGCCGAUAUGCUGCAGGUAUAUAUGCGACAGCGGCGGCGUUGCGGGGGUGCCCGGAAGACCGCAAUUUUAUUGCACCGCUGCUGCUGGUCGCGUCUUCAAGAGGCAUAUAAAAUCAUAAACCUGUUCAACGCGUUUGCCAUUUGCGGGAUUCCUUCUUUAUAACACUAAACCGUAAGCUAUAUAUAAAUAUCCACUUGUAAUUGCUUACUUUUAUUCAUAUAUAUUCAUGUGGGUAAAGUACUAACAAACAAAUAAAAUAAACAUAAAUUACAUUUAUGUUAAAAAAUACAUUUUUUCGUAUGAUCAGGUGCUGCCAAAGAAAAUAAGACUGUCUCGCUGGUUCUUUUAUUUUAAAAGGCCUUGAGAAAAUUGAGUAAAAGAUAAAAAGCAGAGGUUUAAUGGAAAGAAAUUAAAAUUCAUCGGCAGGUGAUGAAUUAAUAAAAGCACAAUUAUUUCUCUUUGAAAAACGAAUUUGAGCGAUAAGUACAUUUUCAAACGAUUUACAAAGUAAAUUUGCAUUUUUCUUUGUAACUGAGUAAACGUAUGUAAUAGGCAGAGAAUAUAGACUAUUCUAAUGUAUAAUUUUCCAAUUGAUUUAACAAACUCAUAUUUGUCAUAGUUGACGAACUUCUCAUAAUUUUUCUCCCUCCGACUCAUUGUCUGCAUAAUAGAACAGCUUGAAAAUUUUUUUUGGUGCAUACGUCAACCCCUUGAUACACUAUGGUAAAGGUGCAUAAAAUGAUAACGGAAAAUAUGAAUAAUAUAAUAAUAGGUUAGAUUAUACCUAUGAAGUUUGCCUCUAACAUAAUAUCUAUUUGCUCUAUUUAAAAUCAGAUACUUUCUAACUCAAUGACCUCAAAAGAAUGUUGUGUAUACCAGUCAAGUUUUUCGUUGAUAUUAAUUUGAUGUAUUCUAAAAUUUUGAGAUAAGUGUGCAUAAUCAAGGUAUAUAAGAACUUUCAAUCCAGAUUUUGGAUUACUAAAGUUUUGACUGCCCAAUCUACUAGUUGCCGUACAGUAACUAUACAGUACAAUGUUGUACUUAAAAAACGCCUUGAUUUUUCUAGUUCUUUUUUCUUUGUGCGAUGUGAAGGCUGGCAAGUUGGUGCAGCAGAACAAUAUAGAUUCAACGAAAAGCAGUGCUGUUGAUCGUGAAUUCUCCGGGAACCAAAAUGUUCAAACAGAAGUUAAUGUUGUGCAAGCUUAUGUAAAAACCACUUCAGAGUUGCCUGCAGCUUCUAAUCUCGACUAUCUACAUUCUAAAGAAUAUCGCACUUGGAGAAGAAGCGGAUGCAAACUGCGCAAAGUUAUCGACGCUCCGAAACGUGUCAAGUGUCCAAAAGGUCAUAGAAAAGACCAAAAUGGAUUAUGUCGAAAAAUCUAUAUUCUGUGAUAAAUUUUAUUUUAGCUUUUUACAAUAGUGUUAUAAUGAACAACAAUCAAUAAACAUAAUAUUCUUUUCAAACUAUAGUCGACUUUAUUAAUCUCGACCUAAAUAAAUGUUGCGAGUGAAAACUCUACAUCA
This is a messenger RNA of Nasonia vitripennis (jewel wasp), 1733 nucleotides long. RefSeq lists its product as uncharacterized. The transcript has 2 exons. The record is from RefSeq and is a predicted model, not a curated record. NCBI's taxonomy places the organism in Eukaryota, Metazoa, Arthropoda, Insecta, Hymenoptera, Pteromalidae. Bases 1242 to 1601 code for a protein of 119 amino acids.